AUGAGCAGCAGUCACACACAGUUAACCUCAAGAACUGGAAGUGUUUGUGAGUCAACGAAGCUUCACAACCUCACUGCCAGAUUCUACUUUUGUCAAAGACAGGCGAUAUAAAGAGUGAUUAGGUUCAGUUUAGUGAUCUUAAAAUUCACAGUAAAGUGAGCUAAAGGUCUCAACACGCUCGACUCCUCAGCCUGACUGCAAGACGCCUGCACCCAGGAUGACUCUGCAACCAUUAAAGCCAGUCAACUGCGAAAAUCUUCUGCAACCUGGCUGUUCUCUUCUGCAGCUUGACGGUGAAGUUCUCCUGUUUGGCCAGAAAGGAUGGCCAAAGCGCUCCUGUCCAACAGGAGUAUUUGGUGUGCGCUUGAAACAUGGUGAGCUGAGGUUGAGAGCCAUAUCUUUCUCCAAUGACUCCCAGUACCUUCCUCCUUUGCGUUAUCCUGCCGUUUGCCGCCUUGAUCCACAUGAUGGUCUCCCGGAGAGUUAUCUCAUCCACGGUGGCCGCACCCCCAACAAUGACAUCUCAACAAGUCUUUAUGCACUGAGCAUGGAUAGUCGUGGCUGCAAUCGCAAACUGACCCUGAAGUGUAAAGAGAAAGAACUAGUUGGAGAAGUGCCAGGUGCUAGAUAUGGCCACACAGUCACGGUAGUUCAGAGCAAAGGGAAGACGGCCUUUGUAGUUUUUGGUGGAAGGUCCUACAUGCCUGCAAAAGAGAGGACCUCAGAGAACUGGAAUUGUGUCAUUGAUUGUCCUCCUCAAGUGUUCUUGUUCGACAUGCAGUUUGGUUGUUGUUCUGCUUACACUUUUCCAGAGCUCUGUGAUGGACAGUCAUUCCACGUGGCCCUUGCGAGAGAGGACCGUGUUUACAUCCUCGGCGGUCACUCUUUGAAAAGUGACGGCCGGCCACCUCGGCUCUUUUGUCUGCACGUCGAACUCCUGCAAGGUUGUCCAUUAUUGUCGUGUGAGCUUCUCGACUUUGGUCUGUCCAUCUCAAGCGCUAUGAUCACUCGCACAGGCCCCGCUCACAAGUAUAUUAUAAUAGGAGGGUAUCAAUUUAACUCACAAAAAAGAAUGGAGUGCAGUACUGUCAUUCUGGAUGAGAAGGGGAUUCACAUAGAACCUCUUGACCCCCCAAACUGGACUCCAGAUAUCCUUCACAGUGGGACUUGGUAUGGCGGUGCCGCAGGGGAACAAAGUAUGUUACUAGCUGUACCAAGUGAGGGCAGGUCGUGCCAAACAAAUAUGAAUUACAUUUAUCUAGUAAACUUCCAGAAAGAGGUCGACAGCAAAGAAGAGCAGCAGGGUUGCAGCCAAGAGCUAACAGACAAUUCCACUCCUCUCGAAGAUUCAGAUGAGCUCUAUUUUGGCCGUGAGCCUCAAGAGCUUGAUGAUAGUAGUGAGGGUGAAGGUAAUACCUACAAUGAGAAAGAUGAGGAGGAUGAGUCGCAAUAUGGCUACUGGAUCAAAUGUUGCCGUGGUUGUCAGCUGGAUGUCAAUACAUGGGAGCCGUAUUACUCCACUGAGCUCCAAUGGCCAGCCAUGAUCUUUUGUUCCAAAAGAGAGGCCGGACACUGGGUCCAUGCCCAGUGCAUGGGGCUGUCUGAAACAAUGCUCCUCGAACUGUCGCAGGGAAACAAAAAAUACUUCUGCCGAGAACACGGGGGUCUUCCGAAGCAGGAGAUGACCCCACCUCAAAAGGUUAUACCACUAACACAUAAGCCUUUAAAAGUCAAGCAAAGGAAAUCGCAGACAUCCCUCAAGAUGCCCAGAGCCAAAAAAGUUUUCAGGAGACUUUUUGAUUAACAAGUUUAUUAUGUAGUGAAAUAAUAACUAAGAAUGAAUUAUCCAUGUGUAAAAUGUGUCUUUUGUCAAGCAGAGCGGGGGUCACUAAACCUUUAUGAAGCUAAGAGCUCAUUCUUUGGUAGAUUGCCUAAAAGUUUAAUACAUAUUUCUGAAACAUUUUUUCCCAAAUGAUCUAACAGGUAAUGUUAAUAAUGUUAUUAUCUUGUUAUUAAGGACAAAUUCAUUUAUCGUAUUGUCUGCACUACAAGGUGCACUUAUCUUGAAAAUUAAUGGUACUCCUUUUAAUAAACAGGUCACUUGUCAUCAUAACUGUAUGUAUAAAUGUAUUCGAUUUUACCUCCAACUUUUUAUACUGAUUCAAAUAACACCAGAAAAAACACCAGUGAUUAAGAUGAUAAAUUGUUAAUUUUCACUGCCCCUGAUGUUGAUAUUCAUUUUUAUUAGAUUUGGAAAUUUUAUUGCUUGCUUGUUUGUUUGUUUUUCCUAAUUGUUUACAAUUGCUCUCAGUGACCGUAGUGAACUAAUCAUUGAAUAACACUUUCUUAUUCAUUUUAUGAAAAAAUAAAUGAAUCAACAAGA
Syngnathus typhle (broad-nosed pipefish) is the source of this 2383-nucleotide messenger RNA. RefSeq names its product recombination activating gene 2 (gene rag2). Bases 218 to 1804 code for a protein of 528 amino acids. NCBI's taxonomy places the organism in Eukaryota, Metazoa, Chordata, Actinopteri, Syngnathiformes, Syngnathidae. Gene Ontology annotation, cellular component: DNA recombinase complex; nucleus. Gene Ontology annotation, biological process: V(D)J recombination. The record is from RefSeq and is a predicted model, not a curated record. Gene Ontology annotation, molecular function: protein binding; sequence-specific DNA binding. The transcript is spliced from 2 exons.